AUGAAAUUCAUCAUUCUUUCCACGAUCCUCGCUUUCGGGCUUGUCUCUGCCAGACCCUCUUUCGAGGAAAGGUCAAUCCCAGCAUGGCACCCACCUACGCGAGGCGAUCUCCGAAGCCCCUGCCCCGGACUCAACACGCUAGCAAACCACGGUCUCCUCCCACGCGAUGGCAAUAACCUUAGACGAGCCGUCGUGGUAGAUGCUCUGAAGACAGGCUACAACUUCGACGAUGCGUUAGCGAACGGCCUCUUUGAAACGGGACUUACCACAAACCCUGAGCCGAACGCGACAUGGUUUUCUCUAGAACACCUCAACACACAUGGCAUCAUCGAGCACGAUGCAAGUCUCAGCCGCGCCGACGCCUACACCGGCAACAACCACGCCUUCAAUCCGAGCAUCUUCGCACAGACAAGCAAGUACUGGACGGGAGCGACGCUCACGCCUACGACUAUGGCAUAUGCUAGGAUCGCACGGGAGCUAGACUCGAAGGUCUUCAACCCGGAAUACGCGUUCGACGCCAGCAGGGAAAUACAGGCCUGGGGAGAAUCCGCGAUCUUCACUGCGGCUCUGGGAAAUAUACAGGAAGGAACGGCAGAUAAGAACAUCGUCGAGUACUUCUUUAAGAAAGAAAGGCUCCCGGUUGCGCUGGGAUGGAAGAAGCAAGCUGUUCCUGUGCAAAAUUCGGACCUGGCUCACAUAACGAACUUGAUUGGGAACGUCACGGGCAGCGUGCCCGUUUUGUUGACUCCGUCUGAAAACCCUCUGAGAAGCCGUGGUCUUCAUGGCCUGGGCGUUUGA
Messenger RNA from Trematosphaeria pertusa, 798 nucleotides. Its product is annotated as Cloroperoxidase. Bases 1 to 798 code for a protein of 265 amino acids. Gene Ontology annotation, molecular function: peroxidase activity. The record is from RefSeq and is a predicted model, not a curated record. Lineage: Eukaryota; Fungi; Ascomycota; Dothideomycetes; Pleosporales; Trematosphaeriaceae. The transcript has 4 exons.